Anisakis simplex (herring worm) is the source of this 159-nucleotide messenger RNA. NCBI's taxonomy places the organism in Eukaryota, Metazoa, Nematoda, Chromadorea, Rhabditida, Anisakidae. The record is from the annotation of a GenBank genome assembly.
AUGGUGCCAAUGGACAGGCCUGGUCCAGCUCUACAGAUGAUUAGCAAUUUCAUUUUUAAGAGACCCUACAGCACGAUUGUUCCGUACAAUGUCACAUUGCAGCCACUAAUUGAACCAUACCAACCUCAACCCGCGCCCACAGGUGACUCCUCUUGUUGA